Fundulus heteroclitus (mummichog) is the source of this 1365-nucleotide messenger RNA. RefSeq names its product lysophosphatidic acid receptor 6. Gene Ontology annotation, biological process: phospholipase C-activating G protein-coupled receptor signaling pathway; positive regulation of Rho protein signal transduction. Gene Ontology annotation, molecular function: lysophosphatidic acid receptor activity. Gene Ontology annotation, cellular component: membrane. The record is from RefSeq and is a predicted model, not a curated record. The coding region runs from base 98 to 979 and encodes 293 amino acids. Lineage: Eukaryota; Metazoa; Chordata; Actinopteri; Cyprinodontiformes; Fundulidae. The transcript has a single exon.
CUCACUUCUCGCAGAUGAAAACCUGGGAGAGGAACUGUUUAGUCGACUGCGCGAUUGCCACAUGCGGACCUAGUAAUUCUUUCUGCAAACUGCAACCAUGGCUGUGUUUUAUGCUGCCUUUUUUGGCUGCAUUUUUUCUCUGGGGCUGCCUCUCAACGCCGUGUCGCUGUGGAUUCUGCUUCGCUUCCACGGCCUCAGGUCAUCCAACGCCGUCUUCAUGAUCAACCUGGCAAUCUCAGACCUGAUGCUCGUCAUCACCUUGCCUCUGAGGGUCUACUUUUACGCUACAGGCACCUGGCCUUUGGAUAAUUUCACCUGCGUUUCUAUCACAAUGCUAUUUCGCAACAACAUUCGCUCCAGCGCCAUCUUCAUCACUUUCAUCAGCGUGGACCGGCUGCUGGCUGUGGUUUAUCCGCUGAGGUCACGGCACAUACGGACUGUUUCCAACGCUGUGAGAGGCGCUGUUCUCGUUUGGCUCUAUGUGGUGGUGCUGAAUAUUCCCGAGAGUAUCAGUUUCUCGAGGGCUUUGCACAGUAAGAGCAACGCAACUUGUUUUGAAUCGGUUUACUCUGGUAAUUUGGCAAGUUCGGCAAGUUCGGCAAGUUCGCUGAUUCAUGUCAUUCAGGUCACGUUAUUGUUCAUCAUGCUGGCAGUCAACUUCGGAAGCACUGUCAUGGUAUUUUGGACGCUGCGCCAUCACCUCAGUGAGUCCGCAAAGGUCAACAGCAAGGUGAAUGUGAUGGUGAUCUUUGCCCUGAACUUGGUCAUGUUCAUCAUCUGCUUCAUACCAGUUUCAGUCAUGCCAUUUUUUCAAAGCAGAGGGUCUGAUCUCACACCCUUGAUAUGUCUUGCUGCUGUGAACUGCUGCUUGGAUCCACUGUGUUAUUACUUUUCCCUGGAUGCCUUCUGGAAGAAAAGAGCGGAUGAUGAUGAUGAUGAUGAUGCAAGAAGAGGACAGAUGACAUACCAAACUGACUGAGGUUCACGAUGUUUUACUUGUUUUAGUUGUCACGCUGCUUUUUUAUGUAUUGGUUGGCAUGUGAUAUUAGUAUGUUCGGACUGUCAUUUCUUUCUUUUAGGCAAUCUGUUUUUGCUUGUUCUUCAUUUUGCAGGACCCAAACAUAGCUGUCCGUGUAGCAAUGUGGUGUUUGUGAUUAGAGGUUUUAGUAGACGAAAGUCCAUUUAUGCUGCCAGGCUGUAGCAUUACUACGGAAAUAAUUCAGAGAAAAUACCAAAUUUGUUUUACCAAGCAAUAUUAGUCCAAGCUGUUCUUGGUUAUUAUUAAAGGCAUACUAUGCAACAUUUUUCUGUUAAUUAAUGUGUUCCAUACCGUUUUGGAUGAUUAAAUGAGUCAUUUCAGUUCGA